GAGGGAAAGAAAGUGAGAGUCCCCUUCCUGUUAGAAUGGCUUGGUGCAUCUUACUUCCCCACCAGGAGAUGGAUGAAGGUUGUCAACUAUCUCCAUCGGAGGAAAGUGGCUUUGGCUGCUCUGGAUCCUUUGAACUGCCGCUUGACAUGUCAAAAUGAAUAGGCUACUGGGUUUUUGGAGCCUGGAGAGAAACAGGAUCAGCUGCUCAUAAGAAGGGCAGGAACUGGAGGACCUGUUUCAGUCUGGGAUGUCCUUGCUUUAAACCACUUCCUCUUUAAACCACCUGUUUUUCUAAAGAUCCCUGGAACAUCACUGUGAGACAUACUACAGUCUUGAGGGUGGGGUGGGAUGACAUCGCCUGAUCCAAAGGACUAGCAAAGAGGUAGAAAGCCGAAAGCUGGACAUUUCCCCGACAAAGUAAGAAGGCUGGAAGUGGGCCAAGCAAGCUGGUUGCUUUGGCAAAGUGGGACUUAGGCCAAGAAAAAAUGGCUGCCACGGAGGGAACACAACUAGGCUUUGGCUUCUACUUCCAGACCACAGAAGAACAAAAGGUGAAGCCAGAAGUAAAGAUGGAGGAGCGACUGCUAACAGGCCUUUUACGAGGUGAAGGAGGAAAAACCCCUCAAGCCAUUCACGCUGGAAGAAUCAGGGAAUUCCUACAACGGUUGCCAGGAGAAUGCAUUAAACAGGAGCCUGAGGAGGGGCUGCUACAGCAUUGGGAAGACCAAUGUCAGGAGUUUCUGAAGACAGUAGAGUCCACUCAGUCAGAGAUGGAAAUCCCACUACUGCCAGAAGAGUUGGGCCCGUGGAAAGAUGCUAAAGCCUUCCUGUUCUCCUUCGAGCAAGUGGCCCAAGCCUGCCAGUGGCCCAAGGAAGAGUGGGUGGGCCAACUCCUGCCAGCCCUCAGAGGAGAAGCUAAACAGGCCUUCAACAGGCUUGAGGUCAGAGACAGAGACAAUUACGGGAAUGUGAAGGCAGCCAUCUUGCGAGGGGAUGCCAUCAGCAGGGAGAAGAUUCGCCAGCACUUCAGACGUUUCUGCUACCAGGAAGCUGAAGGGCCCAGAGCAGUUUAUAGCCGACUCCAGGAACUUUGCUGUCAGUGGUUGAAAGUGGACAGGCACACAAAGGAGCAGAUUCUAGAGCUGCUGAUUUUGGAGCAGUUCCUGACUGUCCUGCCCUCAGAAAUGCAGAACUGGGUCCAGGAACGUGGUCCAGAGACCUGUUCCCAGGCAGUGGCCCUGGCUGAGGAUUUCUUGCUGAGCCACUGCAAGGCUGAGAGACUGGAAUCGCAGGCACGGAUACUAUUUGAGGAGGCAGCUGUGUGUUCUUCUGACGCAGGGCAGGCACUGCCUGACUCUGAGCUGAGGGAGAUGCGUAUGGAGGGCAAGCAGCAAGGUGACAAUGAAGAUGUAAGACCUCUGGAAAGUGAAGGACUGCUGAUGAGUUUGGAUGAGGAGCAGAAAUAUCAUCUGGAUGGCUCUGCUGCAGAGGGUCCCAAUGGGACAUCAAUGGAGAGAGAAGGGGCGUCCUCGUGUGAUAAGCUGGAAGGUGCUUUAGAGAGGCAGAAAGUAAAUAGCCCACCGGAGAGGAUGGUGGGAUCUGAUCCUUUCAUAUACAGUGGGUGCCUCAGAGAGACAACAAUAACAGGACAACAACAGGGAAUCCACACACGGAAGAGCCGAGGCCCAAGCAAUGUGGGUGGGAGAAGCCAGAUCAGGCAGAGAUCAGGCCUUAUUAAACAUGAAAGAACCUAUGUGGGGGAGAAAGCACACACAUGCUUGGACUGUGGAAAAACCUUCUUCAUGAGCUCUACUCUGUUGACGCAUCAGAGAACCCACAUGGGGGAGAAAGCGACAACCAAGAGCUUGGACCGUGGGAAAGCCUUUCUUGAGAAAUCACACCUUAUUAGGCAUUACCGAGGCCAGGCGGGAGACGAUUCGUGCAAGGUUGCUGAGUGCAGGAAGGGCUUAGUCGAGAACACGGGCCUCCUGAGGCAUCGGAGGAUUAUGCACACAGGCGAGAAGCCAUAUAAGUGCCCCGACUGUGGGAAAAGCUUCAGCCUAAGCUCAAAUCUUAUUUUGCACCGAAGAACUCGCACAGAAGGGUUUCCAUCUCCCUCCUGUGGCCAUGGGGAAAGUCUUGGCGAUGGGUCAGAGCUUGAUAGACCACAGAAGACUCGCAGGAGCCACUCCUCAAUGAUGCACUCGGAGUGUGGGGGAAAUGUUGGUGAUAACCCAAGCCUCAUUAAGCAUCAGGGAAUCCACCCAGAGGGGAAGCCGCAUGAAUGCCCAGACUGUGGAAAGAGUUUUCUUCUCAGAUCAAACCUUAUUUUGCACCAAAGAACCCACAUGACAGCGAAACCAUUUCAUUGCUCUGAGCGGGAGAAAGCUUUCAAGGGCAGUGCAAGCCUGGUCAAAGACGAGAAAAUCCCGCCAGAGGAGAAGCCACACAAAUGUUUGGACUGUGGGAAGAGCUUCCUCCUGAGCUGCAACCUCACUUUGCAUCAGAGAACCCACACAGGGGUGAAGCCUUUCCAGUGCUCUGACUGUGGGAAAAGCUUCAGCGACAAGUCUAACUUCCAUAGGCACUACCGGCUCCAUGCCAGAGAGAAACCACACAAAUGCUAUUUCUGCGGCAACAGUUUCAGUCAGCACCAGGAUCUCAUUGCUCAUGAGAGAAUCCACUCCCAGAACAAGGGUUGGAGAGCAAAUUGGCAACCUUACUGUCACACAGCCGCAAAAUUCACAGGAGCAGGGAACAGUGAACCAUUUGGCAACCUUACUGUCAUGCGUCUGCUACAUGUUGAAGAACAGGAGACGCGGGGUGAGCAAGCUGGCAGUCUUACAGUCAUGAAACCGUUAGAUGCCCAGGAGCGGAGGAAGACGAGCAAUUCGGCUCUAAUUCAGCGCCGAUUCGGGUGUCGAACAGGAAUGGGGAUGGGGGCAGCAUAUCUAAGAGGAGCCGCAAUCAAGGACAAAAUGGCCGCUGAAGAGAUGGAGACGCCCUCUGAGAACUUCCUCUUCCAGUCUGAGGGGAUGGAGUGUCAGGUGAAGCAGGAGCCCGAGGAGGAACCGUCCCAUUGCUGGGGAUCACCGGAGUUUUUGACGGUCGUGCAGGUUUCUGAUGCGAGACUCGGAGAUCCAGAUGCACCGUGGAAUGAGGCAGAUGCUCCCUUUGAGGGAGCAGUGGCCUCCAGCCGGAGGCCUGGAAGAAAGCGAAGGAUGUGGCGCUUACCAGGCCUCAACAGGGAUGCCCAACUGACAUAUACUACUGAUGUUGAUGGAGCAGCUCUGCAAGCCUAUAAGAGCCUGGGCCGUGAUGGAGACGACAAGCCAGUGAAGGAGCCGGCCCUUUGUGAGGAGGAUGCCCUCGAGACGGAGGCCUACCGCCAGUGUUUCCGGGCCUUCCGCUACCAAGAGGCCGAGGGGCCAAGGGAGGUGUGCCGGCAACUCUGGGAACUGUGCCGGCACUGGCUGCGACCUGAGAGACACACCAAGGGGCAAAUCAUGGAGCUGUUGAUCCUGGAGCAGUUCCUGACCAUCCUGCCGCCGGAGAUCCAGAGGUGGGUCAGGGAAGGUGGGCCGGAGACCUGCUUCCAGGCGGUGGCCCUGGCCGAGGAUUUCCUGAUGAGACAAGAAGAUGCCAAGGAGAGCAAAGACAAAGAGGUGCUGCUUCAUCAAGCAUCUGCAAAUCUCCCUGAAGCAGAGCAGACUACAUUGGAUAUCAGACCGAAACAGCUUUUCAAGGAACCUAAGCAGGAGGAGGAGGAGGAGGAGGAGGAGGCGGAAGCUGUGGGUGUGGGAUGGUCACCUGACGAUGAGGAAGAGGAGAAGUCACAUCUGGAGGAACCUGAUCAAGUGGAAUCACAGGGGUUAUCCAGGGAAAGACUUUCUUGGUGUCAGGAGGAUGGAGGCAUUUCGGCAAAUCAACCUGAAGCAGGACAGAAAAUCCUUCCAGGAAAACGAGAAAGGAAUUCCCUUCCUUCGUGGGAAGGUGAUGAGGACUUUGGCGAAAGAGAAGAGGAGGGGAUUCUUAAGUCCGAGGAAGAAAGUUCUUGUCCUCUGGAUGAGAAGACCCUCGGUCAGACUAUGGGAUUUCUUUGCCACCAGAGAAUCCACACAGGAGAGAAGCUGCACAAGUGUCAGGUGUGUACAAAAACCUUCACUUUGAGAUCCAGACUUGCAGCACAUGAAAGGACGCAUGCAGGAGAGAAGGCGUACCCCUGUGUGGACUGUGGGAAAAGUUUUGGCGUGAGCUCAGACUUGGCUUGGCAUUUAAAAACCCACGCGGGUGAGAAACCUUACAAAUGUUUUCAAUGUGGAAAAAGCUUCCGCCACAACCAUUCCUUCACUAGUCACCUGAGAAGCCAUGUGGGGGAAAAGCCAUUUCAAUGCUUGCGCUGUGGGAAAGGCUUUGCUACCCGCUCAGAUCUGAUUAGGCACGAGAGGUCCCACACAGGCGAGAAGCCCUACAAAUGCUCAGAUUGCGAGAGAAGUUUUUGUCAGAGCUCACAGCUUAUAUCCCAUCUGAAAGUCCACACGGGAGAGAAACCUUAUAAAUGCCCCGAGUGUGGGAAAAUCUUCAGCAGGAGCUCACACCUUCAUGGACAUCAGAGAGUCCAUGCCACUGAGAAACCGUUUAAAUGCUUAGAUUGUGGAAAAUCAUUCAGUGGGAGGUCCCACCUCAAUAGACACCAGAGAAUCCACACAGGGGAGAAACUCUUUAAGUGCUUGGUCUGCGGAAAGAGCUUCUGUAUGAACUCGGACCUUGUUGCACAUGAGAGGAUUCACACAGGGCACAAACCUUACAAAUGCCUGGACUGUGGAAAGAGCUUUAGUCAGAAGCAGCACCUGACGAGCCACCAGAGGACCCAUACAGGAGAAAAACCAUAUGUCUGCCUGCAUUGUGGCAAAGGCUUCAGUGUGAGUUCCAACCUCAAUACACAUGAGCGAACUCACACAGGAGUGAGACCCUUUAAGUGUUCUGACUGCGGAAAAAGCUUCAGUCAGAAAUCACACCUCAUUGGCCACCAGAGGAUCCACACAGGGGAAAAGCCCUAUUUGUGUGGGGAUUGUGGGAAAAGCUUCAGUUCAAGCUCAAACCUUAUGGCACAUGCGAGAAUCCACAGUGGAGAGAAAGUAUAAGACCAUUCAGAGGAGAUCUGGAACAAAUCUGAUGGACGAGAACUCUUAAUCAAAUGCCUUCCUUUCAAUAGCCUUCUCUCCACUAACUAGUAUGUGGAGGCACGCUCCCUCUGUUCCUGGAGAUAGCACAGGGCCAUCACAGCUAGUAGCCACUUAUCCUCGAUGAAUUUGCAAAUCGUGUUUUAAAGCUGUCGAAGUUGGCAGCCAUCAUCUUGUACAAGAGAAUUCCACAGCUAUGCGUUGAAGAAGUACCUCCUUUUCUCUUACCCGAAUUUCCCAGCAGUCAACUUCUCUAGAACAUGGAACCAUUGGUCCAUAUAGCUCAGUAUUGUCUACACUGACUGUCAGCAGGUCUCCAGGAUGUCAGACAGGGGCAGAUGCCAGAGACUUUUGCUUCCAAUUCAUCUUUUUACUUUCAAGACUUGAAACUGACAUUCUCCUUAAUAAGAAUUCUCUUCCCUCCACCCCUCGCCCCGACAUUCCCGAUUGUUAAUAGUACAGGAUAUGGGAAUUUUAGGGGGUGGACACAAACGGUAACAAGAUAUAAGAUAUAAGAAGUACUGUACUUAGCAUGUUGAUACUCAACUGUUGAUAACUUUUAAGGCAAUAAAAUGUAAGGCAGAAGUGGGCAAAGAUUUGUCCUCUGCUGACCCCACAGGACAGGAGUCGUUCUAUGGGCUCCAGUUUCAGGAGGGGAGUUUUCAGUUGAGCAUUAGGCCCACCCAGACUGCUCUUUUAUUGGGGGUCUAUGCAGCAACAUGCCAUCGAUGCGUUAACAGUGUAUUUGAAGUGGAUUUAUACUGGACUGUUCACACUUCAUCCUGCUUUAUCAGGGGUGCUUCCCCAGGCUGCAUUCAGACGGCACUUUAUUCCAUCUUCCUGACCUGCUAAUUUUCAUGUUUUAUGUGAUCUUUCACAUGGCAUAGAAGCCGCUACUGGGAAUCUAGUGGCAGUUUAGUGCUCAUUUCCGUGUGAAUUGUUUCCAGAAAACAAUCCUUUUGCAACCCUGGAAUAUCACAUUUGGCAUUGUAAGUUUCCCGCAGUUUUCAUGGAUGAGGCCCCCAUCCCUUAUUUGGGCUGGUAUUUUGUCUUGCCAUGCAUUGAAUUGUAGGGGAACAGAAGGGGAACAUGCGCGGAAAGGGUGGGGGAGAGGCCACACGUCCUAUGAUGCUCGUCGUGUGAAUGAAAUUUAAUGCAACAUGGUUGUAUAUUGAUCAAAAAGCCACAACUCCAUAAUGCAACAGGUACUGCAGGGUAAAAGGAAUGUUAGAAUUUGGGACAUAAACACUAAUGUUAUAACCACGAAAACUAAUGCAACAAACUCCCUGUCUGAAUGCAAUCCCAAUGCUCCCGCAUGAUUGUAUCCACACUUUAAUUCUGCCCAUACCAUUGUCUGUGUUCCUGUCAUUGGAUAUUCCCCCUGAGCACCAGUAGGUUGUGCUAUCACGCCCUGCCACCCACACUUUCAUGUGGACGCUUUUUAUGUUUAGACUGUGGUUGCUGUGCUAAACCUAUGCGCAUAUCCACAAGGAAACCCACAAGAAUGCUGAUAUCUGGUGUCAACACGCUGCGUCACCAAGAAGUGUGUUUAAUUCGGUGCAUUUGCCAGGGCAUCCUAGCGGAGCAAAAAAAAUAUUAAAAUUGAAUAUUUGUAGUAUGAAAAAUUACAGGAUUUCAGCCGGAAGCUAUGGGCCAUGCGCUGAUUGCUAAUGAAGCCGUAUGACUGCCCCAGUCUUUUGCGGGAGCAAAUAAUUUUGAAUGCGGGAGUGUGUACAACCACCCCAAUACCACUGAACAGAAAUCACCAUGAAGGCACGAUUAAAAGGAUGGCUGGAGGGGGUCUUACUGAGAGUAAAAGCAGUCCAGCAGUGGAACUCUUUACCUAGACGAGUGAGUGGAUUUUCUCUUGCUGGAGAACUCUUAGUGACAGUGAUGCAGGGUGGAAUUUUUCCCCAGUGCUUUUUCCACUGAAAGUUUAUUUGCCUUGUAUAAGUUUAUUACUAACAAUGAAUGGAUGCCAGUUGCAAAGACAGUAUUAGGCAAGCGUGGCAGUUUCAAGUUUUUUAGAUUUGUUUGCUAAAUGCAAGUAAAAUAAACAUACUCAAUUAGAUCACCCUCAAGGGCAGGGGUGGGGAAUCUUUUCAACCCAUGGGCCACAUUCCCUUUUGGGCAGCCUUCCAAGGGCCACAUGCGAGUGGUGGGCAGGGCCAGAGACAAAAGCGUCCCAGACAGCAAAUGUUAAGUUUGACCUUUGCACGGUAGGCUAGUUCUGUACGUACUCGCACACCCCUCGGGAUCCUCCAUCCAGGCGAGCGCAAGACAUUAUCGGAGUCCAAGGAUAUAUUGCAGCUGGGCAAAAACACUCAGAAGGGGAAGUGAAGGAGGGCCAGUGUGGGGUGCUGCCUGGGGAGAGUCCCGAUGACCAGUUAAGAGAGAUCUGGAGGGCUUCAUUUGGCCCCUGGGCCUGAGGUUCCCCGCCCCAGCUCUAGGACAUCAGAAAAAUGUUCCAGUGCAAAUGGAACAUAUUCCAGUGCAGAUUGCCCAAACAGGGAAACGAUGCUAAUAGCUAGCUGGGGCUGAUGGAAAUGGUAACCUAAAACAUCUGAAGGGAAUAGGUAAAGGCAGGCUGCUGUAGAGGGUUCUUUGCGGCUGAUACCAGUCACAAACUUGUAGAUUUCUUUAUCUGUGUGGACACAAAGGCGUAUGAAGUGGUGGCUGUAGUUAGUCUGGAAAUACCUAAACAACGUCCUUUCAUGCAAUAGUGAAGAAACGUGGCAGAAAUGCCCCAGAGAGGCAUCUCCAUCGUAACUCCUGGGUGAGGAUGGGUAUCUGCGUCUGUGUUGGUUUGGUGUGGAGCUGGGGAGUUCUCAAGCAUGCUACUUCCAGGGCCCACUUGUGAUGGCUAGAAAUGACUGAAUCCCAUCAGUCUCAAAAUGGUGUUGCAGGGGUGGAGCCUGACACAAAUUGGUGGCAGGUGGAGGCAAAGUUAGUGUAAUCAGCAGGCAAUCCCUGGUAUCACCUUCUACUAAGAUCUAACCCAUCUUUGGAAAUUGCUAAAUGGUUUCUUGCAGUGUUUUACCUUGUUCAAUAGCUCAGGUUUUUUCAAGCUGACAUUUGUUAUGGAGAUUUUGUGAUUCAGGCUCCCCAUUUUAGGCAGACUUCACUGAUCCAAAGGCUCUUAAGUGGAGAAGGAUUUUAAAAAAAAAUUAUUUCCCCCCCUUCCCUCUUUCACAUGCCUCUCAAAGUAUUUUUUACUCAUCUCCUGUAAUUUCUUCUCAGGUUGUACUUGUAUCUUAUACCCCACCACUCAACUUGUAUCUUGUACCCUACCACUCAAAAACUGCCAUUUCCUUUCAUCCUUCCUGGUCCUUUUAAAUUCACAGUUUCCUCUUAUAACAGCAUUAGUAUUACUAUUAUUAACCUUUUAUCUCUCUGAUUUCCUUCAACACUGCCUCUGGCCCUUUCAGGUCAGAGCAGGGAGAACUUCUCCCCACCCCAAACAUCUUUGUCUCCACCCAGCUGCUUUUACUCAUCCUGCAAGAAAUGGCUGAUGUUUGCAUUGGUCCCACUGAAAGGCUAUGGCACAGCUGUGGGGCAGGCAAGUGAGGAGUCACUGGGCAGGCUGUGGCCCUGAGGCCCACCUGAAAAUUGCCCAGGGAGUCCUGUAGCCAGGGUGGGGCAAAAGAGUGCAUCCCCCUAGAUUCUUUUGGAAAGUUUUCUUUUUAAUUUGUGACAUGACAGACAAUGACAGCCUCCCUAUAAAAAAGAGUGACACCUUGUUUGAAGAACAGGAACAAUUUAUGAAUAGGGCUGUCUGAAAAAUUCAGUGCAUAAGGAAGGGUGAGUGCACAAUAAAAGCGUCAUGUGGAAGAGCCCCCCAAAGCCUGCUCACACAAGACUUUCCCUUGUUGAGGGUGGAUUUUUCAUGGUUACUAUCACCCUAUACUUAAGUGAUCCUAAAAAUACCCCAGCCUGUAUAAUAAUAUGACCCUUGUAGAGUUAAAUAUUAAAACUUUGUAUUAUGGGCUAGAGUUAGUCUCCACCCCUUGGACUUUCCAUUGCUCUGCUUCAGUUUCAGUUGUGUUCUCUGCCCAGCCAGCAAUAAAAAAGCAUGUUUGUUUGCGUGCAGUAAGAAGUAAGCGUUUGUUUAUUCUGCAGUUAUUACGAUGAGUAGAACAGGAUUGAGUGUUUAUUGCUA
This is a messenger RNA of Rhineura floridana, 9342 nucleotides long. RefSeq lists its product as uncharacterized. The transcript is spliced from 11 exons. The record is from RefSeq and is a predicted model, not a curated record. Bases 486 to 5144 code for a protein of 1552 amino acids. Gene Ontology annotation, biological process: regulation of transcription by RNA polymerase II. Lineage: Eukaryota; Metazoa; Chordata; Lepidosauria; Squamata; Rhineuridae. Gene Ontology annotation, molecular function: DNA-binding transcription factor activity, RNA polymerase II-specific; RNA polymerase II cis-regulatory region sequence-specific DNA binding.